Ruditapes philippinarum (Manila clam) is the source of this 2154-nucleotide messenger RNA. RefSeq lists its product as uncharacterized. The record is from RefSeq and is a predicted model, not a curated record. Lineage: Eukaryota; Metazoa; Mollusca; Bivalvia; Venerida; Veneridae.
CCGUAUACAGAAGUUUAUGUCAUUGCAAAGGCGGGCGUCGGAAAGACCUCAUUUGUAAAAAAGGUUUGCUUGACAUGGUGCCAGGCACAUUUGUCGGUUAUUAAGUCAGCAAUGUUUUAUCAAACGGAAGAUCUUACAACUUUGAAGAUGUUUGAUUUAUUGUUUUUUAUAUCUUUAAAAGAAACAGAUACACAUGAGUGCCAUAUAAAUAAAAUGAUAUACCACAUGUUGCAAAAAAGCAUGCCUGACCCUAACAUUUACAGCAGAAGAUUUUUGGACAAAAUAUUGCUCGAAAAGAAUGUGUUAAUUAUACUUGAUGGGUUGGAUGAAUGGAUGCACCCAGAAAACUGCGAACACAUGGGUGAUGUUAUUCCCCAUCGACGGCAUUGGCCUAACUGCACAAUUCUCACUUCAACACGUCCAUGGAAACUUUAUUCAUCAAAAAUUCAAAACAGUCAAAUCGAUAUGCUAUCUGAGCUUCUUGAAUUCGACGAGACAAAAUCAAACCAGUUAUUAGCGUCAGCACUGAAGUUAUUUAAUAGAGCGUAUAUGACUUCAAAAAAGGUAGAAGACUUUCGAACCGCUGUGUCAUCUCUAAAAGUCGAUGUUUUAAGGUCAAUACCUUACAUAUUUUUACAAUUGAUUUGCCUGUGGUUCGACGACUAUACAAUAGGAAAUUCUCAAUGUCAGAUCUAUAGCAACACUAUAGAACUCAAUCUUGUUCGAGGUAAGAGCUUUACAGACGUGACUGUCACAGAAACUGCCUCAAAUGAAAGUGUUAAUCAUCCUGUAUGCUUGUCAGCAAAUAAAGAGUGUUUGCAUCACUACCAGCAACUUUUAAGGCUUGGGAAAUUAGCAUUUGAAACACUUACCAGUGGGAGAAACGAAUCAGCACUUAUAUUUGAUGACCAUAUUGUAAACAAAUUUAUCUCAACCGAUGAGCAACGUUUUCUUUUAAACAAAGGAUUGUUAUCCCAGAAUAAAGACUUUAGAAAGGUUUCAGAAAGAAAGAGUAACUUUUCGUUUCAGCAUAAAACCAUUCAGGAAUAUUUCGCUGCACUGUAUAUUCAGUCGAGUCCACAUAAUCCUGAUUUAAAAAAGCGUCUUCUUACGGAAUACAGUACAUUGGAAUCCAUUUUGCAGCUGUCAAAUAUGUUUGUAUUCCUGGGCGGCUUUAGUCCUGUGGCUUAUCAGAAUAUUUCAGAUUUACAGAGGUCUAUAAUGUCUACAGACGAAACAAUAAGUCGUUUCAGGUGCCGUUUAUCUGGAAGAACGUCAUUACCAGAGAAUCGAAAAUGCUGGGAAGAUGUAAAGUCGUUUCAGUCUAUGCAGACUGAUAUCUUACAAGAAAUGUUGAGAAACAACCAUCGAGACUAUUAUUUAUAUCUAGAGGAUGUUGUAUUGGAUAAUUCAAUUACUUAUAAAAGGUUCAAAACACUUGUUAAAAUCAUCCAGAAAAAUACAAAUAAUAUCAAAUCAUUAAGUAUAGAGCAAAGUAGGUCAACAAAAGAAGUGUCAGAUAGACUCUCAAAACUCGAUCUUCCUAAUUUGAAACUGCUUCAGAAGCUAGAAGUCAUUGCUACACCACCGAUAAAUUAUCUCAAACAAUUAUUGACAAACUCUGAAAAAUCAUUAAAAUGCCUUGACUUAUGUUUUGCAAACUUUAUUGAUGGACACUACCGCACAAAGUAUACAAAACUUCCCCGUGAAAUUAUUAGAACAGUAUUUGGCAUGGAACUUUUGACGUCAUUACGCCUUAAUAGCAUUCGUUUAACUCAUACAGACAUUCAAAAUUUACUUGCUCACAUAAAUGGAAAGUCUGAAAUGACAGAGAUUGGGUUGUGUCAUAUUGAAUGUGAAGCUUCGGACCACAGCGGAGAAUGUGGUGUAUUAGAUCUUUCAGGACAUAAGAAUCUGCAAACGUUACGGCUUGGCACCAUUCCUAUUUCAACACUAAGAGUCAAUCCUUCUGUUUUGAACAUGUGUUAUACUGGAAGACUUUCAACCAAUGUUCACAUGGAAUUGGACGGCUGUCUGUCAAAUGCAGCAAAUCUUGGAACGUUACGCUUAAAGUACCUUUCAAAAGAACAGGUAUCCCUCUACACGGCGGGAUCCCUUAAAAAGUUGGCGCAGAUGAAAAGUUUUGCAAUUGAA